This is a messenger RNA of Cynoglossus semilaevis (tongue sole), 3021 nucleotides long. RefSeq names its product protein phosphatase 1, regulatory (inhibitor) subunit 1B (gene ppp1r1b). The record is from RefSeq and is a predicted model, not a curated record. The coding region runs from base 304 to 927 and encodes 207 amino acids. Lineage: Eukaryota; Metazoa; Chordata; Actinopteri; Pleuronectiformes; Cynoglossidae. Gene Ontology annotation, biological process: intracellular signal transduction. The transcript is spliced from 5 exons. Gene Ontology annotation, molecular function: protein phosphatase inhibitor activity. Gene Ontology annotation, cellular component: cytoplasm.
CCAGCAUGUGCCUCAUUCAACUCCUUCUGCCCAGGUUGUGAGGGAGGAAACAGUGGCAGCCAGCGAGGCAGAGGAAGGACGUGCGCUCUAACUCUCAGGACAACAAACACUGUUCUGUUCCAUGAUUUUUAUUUUUCACCUGGGAAUAAGAAGAAGGAACAGAAGGAAUCAGGCUGAGAAGAAGUGAGACCUAAAGCACCAGCAGGUUUCCAGGAGUGGGGAACUACCCAGCAGUAGUUCCAGCAGAGAGGUCGACCACAGAGUGACCUUUGGGGAGUCAGACCCCCCCCAGGAUCUACAGUCAUGGAGCCAUUUAUGUCAUCGGAGGUGGAGGGGGAGCCCAAGGAGAGGAAGAAGAUUCACUUCGCUGUGCCGUCUUCUGCACCCCCCAACCUGGACCCUCGGCAGGUGGAGAUGAUUCGGCGCAGGAGGCCCACACCUGCCACACUGUUCAGAGUAGCCGACCACACGUCUCCUGAGGACGAUCAGUCCACUCAUCAGGUAAAGUGGGUGGUGGGAGAGAACGGAGUGCUCAAACCAAAACGUGUCAGUCCAAAUGUGUAUCAGCCUCCGUCACUCAGAGCCGUACAGAAGAUGGCUGAAGCUCAAAUGCAGAAACUAGGUGUCUACCCUCCUCUAGAAGACCCUUGUGAAGGGGAGGAGAAUGAGGACCAGUGGGAGGGAGAGAAGGGAGUGGAGCACUCUCCCACCAAAGCUGCUGAUCAUCCAGAGACAGUGACUUCUAAGAGAUCAGUCAAGUUUUCCUGCGACAUAGAGCCGGCCCAGGAGAUUCAACCAGCACAAGGAGGACAAGAGGACGAAGAGGAGGGGGAAGAAGAAGCAAGAGAGGAGGAAGAAGACGAAGAAGAAGACGAAGGGGAUAAAAGUGAGGUGGCAACAAGAGAGAAGAGUCGAGGAAACAACUGAGAGCUAGAGAGAGUCCAACGACAUGAGAAUGAGGGAGGUGUCAAAUAGUUAAAAAUUGAGGAACUUGGAAAAAAUAAAGAGUUUUUGUUUAAAUAUGUGACUUUGGUGAAAUUUAGAAUGUGAGAUUUCUGUACUUUUUCACCUUCCUCUUCGGUAGAAGACAGAGCGGACAGAGAGGUAUUGUCUGUGAGGAGUCCAUUUAACGAAAAGGUGAAGAAUGAUCCACUGACAGUGAAAUGCUGACGCCACUUUGGCCUGAUGUCCUUUUGUUUAAAGAGGAGCUGAUGGGUCAAAGUCAAUGUGACCAAAUAUCCCCUGUAUGGCCAGAUCCUUCUCUCUCCCUCAGUGUUCCUGCUCAGACCUCAGUGUUCAUUUAAAAUCAGUUAUCAAUAUAUACGUACCACAGAUCAUCCUUCAUGUAGAAAAGAGGACAUUCCUCUUGUGUCACCGUUGGCCCAAAUAUAUAAAAGAAUCAACGUUUUAAAGAUGAGAAGUAAUCACUUCAAGACAAAAACAAACAUCCAAGUUAUCUUUACUUUAGUUUAGUACUGCAGUUGUCAGACACUAGCAGGAUCUAAGCCAUGGAUUUGUGCUAUCUGAUGUCCUGUCAUGUCUUCAGUGUCUUGUGUUUUGCACCACCGUCUUGUGGCAUCUGCCACAUAAGACAGAUUUAAAGCAGGAAAAGCCGCUGAACCACGGCUACAAAAGUCAUGAUAAGAGUUAUUGCUACUGCGUGUAGUACUCACCAGAAACUCAACUUCUACCUAUAGAAAUGUAGAAUAAGCUACAAUCCCCUGCAAAAUAUAAACAGUUUCAUUUAAAAAAUAUUUUCUGAAUAAAUAAUCCUUUUAAUCAUUUAAACCUUGAUGUGUUUUUCAUGACGUGUUUUUCAUCACCUGCUGCCAGCCUGCCGUCUGCUAGUAUUUUCUGCUUUUCCUUCUCACUUGCAAAUACUUGUACAUUUCUAUGUGGAGAUAUUUAACAUGAGAAAAUAUAGUUCUACUGUAGGUGACGCACCAGGGUAGGAAAAUUAACAUUUUUAAUAACUAGUAAUGCAGUUACUCCACCUCAGUGGCAUUCAAACUCCAUGACCAACGUUUCUGGAUUCUUUUUCAGAUGUUUAUUUUGUGACUGUUAAAUUCAAAAUUAGCAUUAGCAUUUAUAUCAUUUUUGCUGCCCUUUUCUCAGUACUCACCUCAAACUAGAGUUAAAAAUGUUAGAAGCUACUACUGCACAUGUGAUGAUGAAUUAAUUCAAACACAAUUUCUGUAAUAAAUAAUAUUGGAUUUUUGACCUUAAUUUAUGAAAGUCUGUAAUAAACAAAAACACCAAAAAACAACAUUUUGUAUAUAUAUAUAUAUACAUAUAUAUAUUGUAUAAAAUAUUUUGUAGGAACCCAGCGACUCUUUGCUACCAAAAGGAUACUGAAACUGAUGGUAACAAAUGUCAGUAAAGGUUUUUGAGCAAGCAAUUUUAGAUGUGAUUUUUCCCCCGUCUGCUUUUAGUUUCUUAACAUCAUUAGAAACUGUUGGGCUAUUUAAGAACAAAGCUACCUCUGAUUCAUUUUAAAGUAUCCUAACACCCCCCAGAACCCACCUCCUACCCCUGCCUCACACACUUCAAUCAAUUCAUUUGAAAAUAUACAGAUUUUUUUAAAAUUAAAUUUACAGUUGUUUUUUUUGUUUUGUUUUGUUUUUUUGGUGACCCAUCUCCUGAGGGUCACGACCCAGCCUUUGGGAAACAAUGGUCUAUAAUACGGGUCAAACCCAGCCAAAUGUGGUGUGUGUGGGAGCCCAGACUUUUUAAAACAACCUUGGAUAUGAAGUUCGACAUGAGGGACACUUAAAUUUCCCAGUGUGCAACAGUAAAAUAAAUAGUUUAGAGGCCCGUUUUUCUUUGUGGGACCAGAUCUGAUUUGGUUGUUUUUUUUCUACAGAUAACACUCCCUCCGUUUUAUUGUCUUUGUGUUUGAAGUUAGCAACAAUUUAAAAUGUUCUCAUUCAGCUUCUGUAUAAUUUACAAUUUCUCUCUCCAUGUGAUGUGGUUGUUUUGAAGUGAGCAGCUUUAUGACAUUGAAAUAAACAAUUCCAUGUU